Molecule: messenger RNA, 1021 nt
Organism: Mytilinidion resinicola
Lineage: Eukaryota; Fungi; Ascomycota; Dothideomycetes; Mytilinidiales; Mytilinidiaceae
Exons: 1
Coding region: 166-726 (186 amino acids)
Source: RefSeq, a predicted model, not a curated record
GUUGAGUUUCUUGCAGAUGUUCUCACGUGGAGCUUUUCUUUUGCUCAAUAUGCUACGAAUUGCGAACCAUGAUUGAUGCCUUCGGAAAUGCUACUAUGAGCAUCAGGAAUUCCACUGUCUCCCCGCUAUUGAAGGGCUGAGAUUUUAGUGCUGAGAUGCUGUCAGAUGCAGCUUACACAGUACUCCGGGCGCAUCGAAGAAAGACGAGAGUCCAUCGCGAGCCCAUCCCAAGUUACUCUGUGCCGUCUUGAGCUUACCUGCCCCUAUGAGAUACCGCUGAAUCGUGAAGCAGCCACGCAUCCAUUCUUCAAGAUAUUGAUGACAUCGGCGUCCCGCUCGGCAUCAUCAACCUGUACGAGGACGGGAGAGCUACCCGGAACCAGGCUGGCAGGGCUAUUUCAAGACCUGACUUGCAUCGCUUCCAUUGUGGCGCUGGCUUAUUACCUCUUCGCACGCGCAUCCGUGAUUGGCCGGGGCACUGGCACAACCGUGGGGAUGGGGACGGAGUCCGAAGGGCAUGGGAGUGGAGACCCGAGUGCUGCAAUUUGCCAAUUGAGGCUUGCGCGGACCUCCUCCCUCAGGAAAAGGGAUGCGCUUGGCAGCGAAGUGGGUGGGCAGUUCCCGGUCGGGUUCCUGAAGACAGCGGCCGGAGUGGUGCGGUGCUUGACGGCCUGCCGGUUCGUGAUGCGAUCUGCUAGAUGCUGGGAUGAGGAUGGACGGCGCUAGUUGCGGGUUGCUGCAGCCACACUUUUGUUGGACAGCGACGUGCAGCAGAUACCGGACGUCUUGCUCAGGGCCAUGGCAGUCGCAGGAGGGAGGACUGGUGGAGUUGUGUCUGCGGACGGAUGGGACGGCCUGUUAUUCAUGUUGUCUCUGGCAUUGGGACGCAGGCAUCAGUGGCGCUGUUGGCCGGCGGGAUGGCUUCCCCAACGUCAGUGAGAGGCUGGCGCAGGGGUCUUCUCCGCAAUCAUCGCCGCGCCGUCUCAACAACUUUGCGGUGUUCACCCAGGAGGACUUUGGG